Messenger RNA from Rhizopus microsporus ATCC 52813, 1478 nucleotides. RefSeq lists its product as uncharacterized. The coding region runs from base 55 to 1155 and encodes 366 amino acids. NCBI's taxonomy places the organism in Eukaryota, Fungi, Mucoromycota, Mucoromycetes, Mucorales, Rhizopodaceae. The transcript is spliced from 5 exons. The record is from RefSeq and is a predicted model, not a curated record.
AUAAACUAUUAUACCCUAUAUCUUUUUUUUUUCUUUCCUUUUUCUCUUUAAAACAUGACUCAAUCAUCUAGUUUACGCUUCUUUGGUAAUUUCAGAGACAAGAAGCCAACAAAAGAGACGACAGAGAACAACAGUUCAGAUAAUGUACAAGGCUGGCUUAUGAAUGUACAUUCCUUUCAAAGAGAAGAUAAACAGCAGGAAAAUAAUGAUAUAGUGAAUAUUGUAGAUGCUGAUAAUAAUCGUAUACCAAUAGAAAAAACAAAACGAAAAGAUGGUCGGCCAGAGAGCAUAGCUUCAGAAGAUAGUGUUAAUUUAGAAGAGCUUAUUAAUGCCAACUAUACCGCAGACAUGGAUGAUGAAACUGACUUGCUUGAUUUAGCUGAUUUAGAUUUGAUUGAUGAUUCAGCAGAUGACUUUUGGCAAUUAAAUAAAACAACAGAGACAUUGAACUCAUUCGAUAGUGGAUACAAUGAUUAUGUAGCCAAGCCUGUCGAACUGGGCUGGAACACGCCAAAUAGUACAAAACCGACGAUGACGAAGCAAUUAUUGAAUUCGCCCAACAAUAAAGCUUUACGUAAAAGAUCAGAUAGUCUAAGCAGCGAUAAUAGCUUAACCUCUCAAUCAACUAUUACUCAGUAUGCCAAAUACGGUAUGACUCCAAUGAUCUAUCCAUCCGAAUCAUCUUCUUCGUCAUCCCGUCCAUUAAGUCGACUGAGCAACUACUCUGCCAGUAGUCUUGCUUCAUCUUCGGGCCUCCCUCGAUCAAGUGGAACGGGUAUACCAACACCCAGUCGAUCAUACACGACAAAAAAGGAAACCAGAAUACCAAAUACGACACGUACACAGCUUGCCAAACGUGCAUCCCAUAUUCCCGCGCCUGUAGCUUAUUCGCCACCUACACCGCAAAAGACAACGUCGUCGUCCUCUUCUUCGGCUACGAUAAGAAAAAGUAAAAUACCGCAGCAGAGAGCAAGUCACAUACCAACUAGACCACUAUCUCCACAACAACAACAACAUCGAUCUCUGUUUGAGGAAGCAAAGAGAGUCAGUCCUACUUCGAAUAGAGCAAGCCCUACGACGAAUAGGCCAAGUGGACUUCGGGCACCCGCAACUGUAAGAAGUAUAAGCAGAAUUGGUACAGUAAAGAAGAUGUAACAUUGUUAUGAUUCAUGACAUUUAUAAUGAAUUUAUACGAGUUUAUUUUAUGCAUUAUUAUUUGAAGAUGUUUAUUCUAAAACUAAAAUUGACAAUAGUAACUUACCAUUAAUAAUAAUAAUAAUGAUCAAUUUGUUUGAGUUGGUGACGCUGCUCUAAAGCUGUGAUUUUCAUAUUCUUUAUUCAGUAAAUAUAUAUGUAUAUCACUUUCAAGUAAGGAUAACGGAAAGAGAGAUAAACCAAGACACAUGGUUUCUCGUUCUGUAGGGCGAUUUGAUGCAAGCACCGGUAAGACUAUUUUGAAGCAAAUAACUUGCAAUACG